Venturia canescens is the source of this 1051-nucleotide messenger RNA. Its product is annotated as dynein light chain Tctex-type protein 2B-like. Lineage: Eukaryota; Metazoa; Arthropoda; Insecta; Hymenoptera; Ichneumonidae. Gene Ontology annotation, molecular function: dynein intermediate chain binding. The transcript has 4 exons. Gene Ontology annotation, biological process: microtubule-based movement. Bases 276 to 761 code for a protein of 161 amino acids. The record is from RefSeq and is a predicted model, not a curated record. Gene Ontology annotation, cellular component: cytoplasm; cytoplasmic dynein complex.
UACUGGGUUGGUACACCCAUUGGCCGAUACGGGAACGGGAACCCAGAGGCCAGGUGGGAUCGCCUCCACACGGUAGAAAGAAGGAAAGAAAGACUGGGUUGGUUGGUGUGGUGAUUUGUUGGUGACGUUGUGUACGUUUGGACUGGUGUCGCUUAGCAACGCUUGCAUGCUUACUGUCGUCCAAGUAAUGCGUGUCGAGGAACGGUUUUCAUUCAAAUUUCUACCUUCUUCAACGAAGAAUUUUUUAAUUCGAUGUUGUUUAAUGAGAAAGAGUAAUGAUGGAACGCGAAGAUGAAGAAGUGAAACCUCUUGCAAACGAAACAGAUGAAGGGGAUUCCGAAGGAAAGAAAAAAUCGAAUCUUGACUUGGAAAUAACAGAUGAACAUAACGAAGACGAACUUACUUCUGCAUCUGUUUAUCAAAUUCGUCCUCGACUCAACGAAAAAUUUAAACCUCUGAGCGUCAAGGAGGUUAUACACAAUGUUCUGUUUGACCAAUUGUCAGCUAAAACUUACAGCUCGGAGGAUGCCAGUGCAUGGUCCAAGGGUAUUGCAGAUACCAUUAAAACUAAGGUGAAAGAGUUACAGUUCAAAAGGUACAAGUAUAUCGUCAAUGUGGUACUGGGUGAGCAGAAAGGAGCAGGCUUAAAAAUAGGCACACGUUGCAUCUGGGACGCAGAAGCGGAUAGCUAUGCUUACGACAAUUUCGUUAAUGACACAAUUUUUUGCGUCGCUUCAGUUUAUGCCGUAUAUUAUUACUAAUUUUGAAGAAUUUCAUUGGAAAAAGCAUGAAGAAGACACCACACUCUAUGGAAUGAGAAUUGCCAUCGAGAAAAUUGAAGCAUAUCAUUGAAACAAGAAAGAAAUACGCUUUGAACAUUUAUAGACGAUUCAGCACAGAGUCAACAAAUUGUCUAUUUUAUCCUUAUCAAAGACUGUCCGUAAUAUAAUAGUUUUUUUUUGUUCUACGUUAUUUAAUUGUUUGGGUUUGUAAAUAAAUAAUACUGUGUAUGUCAUUGUGAAUGUCAAAUACAGAUUGUUGCUAAGUUCAA